AGAUCGUCACGCAAAGUGGGGUACGUCACUGCAUGGCCAUAGGUAACACAAUCUCUUCGCUCGCACGCUUUUGAACACACCUUCGACAUAACGACCAGCUCGAAAGAUGAAGCAUCUUCACACGCUAGUGGCUCUGAGUGCGCUGUUCCAUACGGCACUUACAACCGCGCUCCCCAGCACCUAUCUGGUCUCCAAGCCUUCUCCAUUGUCAUGGGAUCUGAAGCCAACGAAUUCUACUAAACAAUUUCGCGGCCUCUAUCCUGUAUCAAAAGACGUCGUGUGGGUUGCGGGCACACAAAGUACUGUUCUCCUUACUACCGACAGUGGUAGAACCUGGUCCAAUGUUUCGCCGUCUCUGUAUCCGGAGAACUCGACCACAUUCCAAUUCCGCGAUGUUCAUGCCUUCUCUGAGAAGUCGGCAGUUGUCUUGUCGAUUGGCGAAGGCAAUGCAAGCCGCAUCUACCAGACACGGGAUGGCGGCCGAACCUGGAAACCGACCUUUAUCAACACUGAACCAACUGCCUUCUACGACUGCAUGGCCUUUGAGAACAAGAAACACGGGCUUGCGAUGAGUGAUCCUGUUGAUGGCAAGUUCAGGUUGAUCGAGACCUGGGACGGCGGUGCGACUUGGAAGAUCGUUCCCUCAGACGAUAUGCCUGCCGCAUUAACUGGCGAGUUUGGAUUCGCAGCGAGCGGGACCUGUAUUGAAGCUGCUGCUGGACGUUGGUAUAUUGCUUCUGGCGGAGUUGACCCAGGCCGUAUUUUUCGAAGCGAUGACGGACAUCGGUGGAAGGUCAGCAACGGCUCAAUUGCGGGCGGUGCUGCAGCUGGCGUGUUCUCAGUAAGAUUUAGGGACGAAAAGAAUGGUGUAGCUGUCGGUGGAGACUAUGAGAAGCCCGCGGGAAAUAUUGACAACGCUGUCUGGUCGAAGGACGGUGGGAAGACAUGGCACAAAGCCGAUAGUUUUCCCGGAGGGUACCGGUCUGGCGUCUCGUGGGUACCUGGACGAGCCCGCACCGCGGUAGCUGUGGGUACGUCAGGCUCAGACAUCACCUACGAUGGAGGCAAGAACUGGCAAGCAAUCGGCAAUGGCACGUUCGAUGCUGUAGAAUGCGUCAAUAAGAACACAUGUUGGGCUUCCGGAUCGGGUGGCCGAGUUGCUCGCUUGAAGCUUUCCUGAGCUUUGCCAAAUGUUGGAAGUGAGGACUCCCCUAGGAAACGGCUUCUUUGGAGAUCGCAAUGUCCCGGGUGUGUAGGUAGACAGUGAACAAAACGUUGUGUAUGUUACUGAGUGUGUUCUCUCCACCUACCCAUUUACCCGGGUACAUCUAGUACAAGCCUCGCAGUGGUGGACCAAACAGUAGGGGCGUUCGUGGCAAGGGGGCACUCCACUUAUCGAUACGCUACUCCAGGGUGACGAUUAAGGGAUAGAGUAACUGAUACUACACGCAGACAGGUAGAAUCCAGACUCAUGACUCUCGAGAUUGUGGUGGCACACCUCCCCAGGUAGGUGCGGAGGUCGGAAGGCGCGGAUCUGCAUGCCAGGGAUUCCAGUCGCUGAUUGUCAUUGCUUCAUGCUUUAUAAUAUGUAAUCACUGGUGACUUUGUGUAGGUAUCCGGGCCAGCGCAAUCAUCUCGAGGUGCGAGUCUGG
Messenger RNA from Boeremia exigua, 1652 nucleotides. RefSeq lists its product as uncharacterized. Gene Ontology annotation, molecular function: protein binding. Bases 107 to 1180 code for a protein of 357 amino acids. The transcript has a single exon. The record is from RefSeq and is a predicted model, not a curated record. Lineage: Eukaryota; Fungi; Ascomycota; Dothideomycetes; Pleosporales; Didymellaceae.